Molecule: messenger RNA, 936 nt
Organism: Schizosaccharomyces cryophilus OY26
Lineage: Eukaryota; Fungi; Ascomycota; Schizosaccharomycetes; Schizosaccharomycetales; Schizosaccharomycetaceae
Exons: 2
Coding region: 13-720 (235 amino acids)
Source: RefSeq, a predicted model, not a curated record
UUGAGAUUCGGGAUGAAUGGAAAAAAAUCUACGUUUUCUGUAGAUCCUUUAGUGCGUAUGGUAUGCUCGCCUUUACGACAGGACUUGUCGACGCAUCAUUUGCUUCCUAGAGAAUUAAUGGGAAAAUUCCCUGCUCUUCGUAAUCGUUUUACUCUUCGAUUACUUCCUUUUGCCGAAGAGCAACAUCCUCUUCUCAACCGUCAUGUGUCGGUCUACUGCAAGCUUUCAAAAUCGUACUUGCAGCCUUCUUCCAAGAAAAUUUUAAAGAGAUGGAAUAUGGAACUAAAACAAGCUGGAAACCCUUCAACCGUAGACCUCGUCCAAGCUGAGCUGGAGUCUUCUCUCAAUCGUCUCAUACCAUCGCAAGAGGAACAGGAGAAACAAGGAUGGAUUCAUUAUCAAGACUUUACUUCUUGUAACCUACAUUUGAUAAAUACAAAGGAUGCUCAUCCUGGGCUUUGGGUUCAAUGGAAGUUUGACGAUUUAACCUCUGAGCAAGAGCAUACGAGAAAGCAACUGCAAAACAAAUAUCCUCAAAUAUCAUACUUACCUAUACACAAAACUGUCUCAUUAAGCACAUACAAAGAGAAAUUGGCACGUUUCUUUCCGGAAUCUACGACUUAUACAUUUAUUCCUACUGGUCCAUUGACUACUAGACUAGGCAUGGUAUUAUGGAAAUUAUUGUUUCUACAUGAAGAAUGGAAGUAUCAAAACACAUAAACUUUGUGUUAUUCCAUUUCUGCAAGCUGACUCUAAGUUUCUUUGUUGUCAAAUUUCUUUGUUCUACAAAGACAAAGAAAUGACACGAAAUAAGGAUUGAUGUCACAGAUUUUUUUUUUCUUUUUUCCUUUGUUACGCUCGAUACUUUGUUUUUUCUUUUGAUGGAUGCUCUUUCAACGGAAACCUCUUUCGCCUUUUCCAGUGCCAUUGAGUGUU